AUGAUUAUUGUCACUCACAAUAUAAGGGGAUGGGGUAACAUUAUUAAGAGAAAGCAUAUAGGUUUCAUGAAUCAGUCAAGCAGAGUUGAUGUUUGCUUUCUUCAGGAAACAAAGUUAUCAACCUUCAAUUUGAAGACAGCUGAAGAUUUUUGGGGAGCAAAGGAUGUAGAUUGGACUCAUAAGGAUUCUAACGGGGCUUUGGGAGGCUCGGUUAUCCUAUGGUGGAAGAACUCUCUGGAUCCCAUUCAAAGUUUUAGAGGAGUGGGGUUUGUGGGGAUGAAGGCUUUGUGUAAAGUUUUCAGAAGAGAGGUGUGGAAGAGUUUACUAAGGCUGAAGAGAUUAUCGGUAGGAGAGGAGUGGUGCAUUGGUGGUGACUUCAAUACGGUUUUGUUUAAAGAGAAGAGGAUUGGGAAGAGUGUGGGUUGUAAUGGUAGGGACAUCAGUGGUUUCUAUAAUUUUGGGGAGGAAAUGGAGCUCAUUGAUCUCCCUUGUUUGGAUAAUCAGAUGGUGGGAAAAAAGAUCUACUCAGACCACUUCCCCGUUUGGUUGAAAUCUGCUGGUGGUGACUAG
Vicia villosa (hairy vetch) is the source of this 570-nucleotide messenger RNA. RefSeq lists its product as uncharacterized. Lineage: Eukaryota; Viridiplantae; Streptophyta; Magnoliopsida; Fabales; Fabaceae. The coding region runs from base 1 to 570 and encodes 189 amino acids. The record is from RefSeq and is a predicted model, not a curated record. The transcript is spliced from 3 exons.